This is a messenger RNA of Nerophis ophidion (straightnose pipefish), 2837 nucleotides long. RefSeq names its product CD226 molecule (gene cd226). Gene Ontology annotation, cellular component: external side of plasma membrane. Gene Ontology annotation, biological process: positive regulation of immunoglobulin mediated immune response; positive regulation of type II interferon production; positive regulation of natural killer cell cytokine production. The record is from RefSeq and is a predicted model, not a curated record. Lineage: Eukaryota; Metazoa; Chordata; Actinopteri; Syngnathiformes; Syngnathidae. The coding region runs from base 1527 to 2684 and encodes 385 amino acids. The transcript has 6 exons.
UAGUUUUUUAAGUGUAAAAAAGGGUCCUUGAAAUUUCACCUGCAUGAACUUAAAAUGUUAGCCUUUCCAAAACCACAACUGGAUGAGGUUUGGUGAUUGAAAUUUCAUUUUUUUUAAAUCCGGCAGUCAUUUUUCACAAUUUAUUAGUUUUUGAAUAAUCUGUAGAUAAAUAAUAAUUUCCCUGCAUUGACAGUGUGGAUAAAGGCAUACACAACUAUUGUUAUGAUCACUUAGUUGUAUGUUUUGCAUGAUUACUGAUAUGGUUAACAUUAUGAGUAAGAAUUAUAAAAUAAUCGCCAUUUCUGGACUUCCAUCUUCUCUUCCAGAGACACCACAGCCUGUGUUUCCUCAUGUUCUUUCAGCAUUUCCUCACACAUCUUGAGGAAAACAUCAUUAGAAGAGGACACAGGUCCUGAAUUAUUCUUUCUCCCCUCGAUGUUGCUCCUGAUUUUCAGCAUCUCAUUUAACUCUGAGUCUCUUUCACAUUGUUUCCAUCCAAACUCAGACCAAAACCUUUCUUCUUGAAAGACAAAAUAAUGAAAGAUCACUGCUAAUUACGCUCCUCUCCCUCGGUGUGUCCCAUUUUGCGCAAGUCAUUUUGAUUUGAGAGGUCUUUAGAGGGGAAAUUGAGGCCACUCCCAAAGUCAGAUUCAACCGUUUAUGUGACCGACCAAUGUCUUUCCAGACUACCCGUAAGUGCAAACCCAAGUUUGCCUCAUGCUGUAGUCCUUUCAAGGUAAAAAAAACAAAAACCCACCAAAAUGUACUUUGAAAACUAUAAAAAAUAGUCAAAAAAUGUUGGUUUCAGGCUAUAUCAAGAACAAUGAGGUUCAAGGUUAAGUGGCCUUGUCAGUUAAAAAAACAACACACAUACCACACGCCAUACAAUGUGGUACUGUAGGUUUGUGUGGUCGUCAUGGCAAUAGCACAGAUAUGGAUAGGAUUGGAUAGACUUUUUUUUAUCCCACAAUGGGGAAAUUAUGUGGUUGCAGUGCAUGAGUGAAACAUUGAAGAACACAUGGAGUACAUAAAAGAGUACCAAAGCCGAUGCAACCACCUGCCACUUCAGCCUCAUCAUUUUUACAUACAGCAACAAAAAUACAACACAAUGAAAAACUAAAAUUGUAGCAAGGAAUAAUAAACUAUAUACAUAUGUUUGCACAAUUCAUCGAUAAAUAAUACAACCAAACACCCUGUUAACACCCAUAUACACAAUUGACCUACAUUGCAUUGGGGUUUAGCACAUUUAGAGAACAAAAUGUUUCAGAUUUUAUAUGUGUGUGUUGCCCUCUGUGGUAACAUUUCAGACACACCUGACUAAGGAGAAACCAGCAAAGAUCCAUUUAUCUUGGUACGUAUCUUUUUCAUUCCUGUUGCACAGUUUUUGCCUUAUCAUGUUUGCUUUGUUUGUUAGGAAGAAUCACAAUCAAUCAAACCAAUCAAUUUAAUUGGGAAAAAAAAUUUAGUUGGUUUAGCAUGCAUGCGACAUCUUCCUGCCUCAAUUGAUAAACUGCCUUAAUGUGUGUAUGCGUGUGUGUUUGUGUAUACUGAGCUACCAGCGAGCUAAUAUGAACAGUGUGCUGUGUCUCAGUGAUCCGAGAGUGAGCAGGAAGUUGCAGCUCGUGGUGUUGUUCCACUCUGGUGUCAUCAAUGCUGCUUUCAUUCUUCUUUGCCGGGCCAAGAUGGAUGUCGUACAAAAGGAGCGCUGGUACUUCAUGGUACUUCUCCUUCUCACUUCUCUUAAAGGGGCGUGUCCAGGUGCUGUCCAGGACAAAGAGACGAUCACCAUCCACCUCCAGGAAGGGAUGCUACUCGACUGCUUGUGUCCGUGGGAUGCCAACCUCACUAUGGUGUCUUGGACCAAAGACCCAGACCCAAACUCCAUCGCUGUUUUCCACCCCGAGUACGGAGUAGCUACUACUUAUCAUUACCGGAACCGUAUCGAGUUCUUGAGGACCACGCCAAUGGACGGAAGUAUAACCAUGAGGAACGUCACCCACCAGGACAUCGGAGUUUAUCGCUGCUCUCUCCAGACGUUCCCACAAGGCCCCUGGAACCGAAUCAUCCAAGUGGAGGACUUAGAUGAACCGCCCGCAGACGAAGCUGAAGAAAACGCUGCGGUCGUGGAGGCCGAAUCUCACCUGACGGCGGCGCCUAACAACAACCUGACCAUUGAGUGCAGCCAUGGGCACAACGGCACCGUUCUGCAGUCGGUGGUGGAGCACAUGGCGUUGGGUCAUCCAUGGGUGAUCGUCGGCAUAUGCAAGCGCGUGGAGGGCGGCACGCUGAGCGAAGACUACAGCGAGCGCGGUCACGUCAGCUGCGAGGACAGCCUGGACAUCAGUCUGCACCUGACGGCCGUGGCGCAAGAAGACGACGGCUUCUACCGCUGUAGCUUCAGCACGGACGCUGGCCUGAAGACCAGCACGGUCAUGGUCACAGUGCCCGCUACUGGUGGCUUCAGCCUGUCCGUGUACAUGAUGUUUGUUUACUUGGGGACAGCGACUGCUGGACUCAUCCUGCUGACGAUCCUGAUCAUCAUCAUCCUGCUGAGGCGCAGGAAGAAGAGCAGGACAGAGGAGGUGAGGGAUAAGCUCCACCCAUCUCACACACAAGUGCGUGUGUCUCCAGAGAGAUGGCGGCGCUGGUGGGCGAGAGAGCUGACAUGCACACAAGUCUAUUGAGACCACAUGCAAGUCAAGCGCAGUGAUGAACUGGGCAGCCAUCUUUGCAAUUCUUCACCCUCCCUCUCUCGUGUGUGAGCAACAAUACUUUUAUUAAGGAAAACUUUCUGGGAGUUUAACUUUUAACUGAAAUAAAAGUGACACAUGACAACA